Molecule: messenger RNA, 1996 nt
Organism: Panicum virgatum (switchgrass)
Lineage: Eukaryota; Viridiplantae; Streptophyta; Magnoliopsida; Poales; Poaceae
Product: 2,3-bisphosphoglycerate-independent phosphoglycerate mutase-like
Exons: 9
Coding region: 112-1803 (563 amino acids)
Biological process (GO): glucose catabolic process
Cellular component (GO): cytoplasm
Molecular function (GO): manganese ion binding
Source: RefSeq, a predicted model, not a curated record
CGAUCGAGCCAGCAGCCCAGCACCGAGCAGACGCCAGAGCCCGGACAGAACUUUCAGCUCACCCAUCAGCCGUGUCACCUGAUCGCUUCUGGAAGGCCGACCGCGUCGGGCAUGGCGACGAGCCCGCCGGCAGAGGGGAAGCCGUGGGCGCUGGCGGCGCACCCGCGGCUGGCCAAGGGGACGGUGGUGGGCGUGGUGGUGCUGGACGGCUGGGGCGAGGCGCCGCCCGACCCCUUCAACUGCAUCCACGCCGCCGACACGCCCACGCUCGACGCCCUCAAGAAGGCAGCUCCGGCGAGGUGGAGGCUCAUCAAGGCGCACGGCACGGCGGUGGGCCUGCCGACGGAUGACGACAUGGGCAAUAGCGAGGUCGGCCACAACGCGCUCGGGGCGGGCCAGAUAUACGCCCAGGGGGCGAAGCUGGUGGAUCUGGCGCUCGCCUCCGGGAAGAUAUACGACGGGGAGGGCUUCAAGUACAUCCGGCAGUCCUUCGACGACGGCACCCUGCACCUCAUCGGCCUGCUCAGCGACGGCGGCGUGCACUCGAGGUUCGACCAGCUGCAGCUGCUCCUGAAAGGGGCCAGCGAGCACGGGGCGAAGAGGAUACGCGUCCACGUCCUCACGGAUGGCCGCGACGUGCUGGACGGCAGCAGCGUCAGGUUCGUGGAGAUGCUGGAGGAGGACCUCGGGAGGCUGCGGGACAAGGGCGUUGACGCGAGGGUCGCGUCUGGCGGAGGUAGGAUGUACGUCACAAUGGAUCGUUACGAGAAUGACUGGCAGGUCGUGAAGCGGGGCUGGGAUGCGCAUGUCCUUGGCGAAGCCCCGCACAAGUUCAAGAACGCUCUUGAGGCUGUGAAAAAGCUCAGGGAGGAUCCAAAGGCCAACGACCAGUAUCUACCCCCCUUCGUUAUAGUUGAUGAAAACGGAAAACCUGUCGGCCCGAUACAGGACGGAGAUGCUGUCGUGACGUUCAAUUUCAGAGCUGACCGGAUGGUGAUGCUUGCAAAGGCAUUGGAGUAUGAGGACUUUGGCAAAUUUGAUCGAGUUAGGGUCCCCAAGAUACGUUAUGCUGGUAUGCUUCAGUACGACGGUGAGCUAAAACUUCCGAGCCAUUACCUUGUUGCUCCCCCAGAGAUAGAGAGGACAUCUGGAGAAUACUUAGCCCGUAAUGGCGUUCGCACCUACGCUUGCAGUGAGACAGUCAAGUUUGGUCAUGUCACCUUUUUCUGGAAUGGAAAUCGAUCUGGUUACUUCAACCCAAGUUUGGAGAAAUAUGAAGAAAUUCCUAGCGACAUCGGCAUCCCCUUCAAUGUUCAGCCGAAAAUGAAGGCCUUGGAAAUUGCACACAAGGCAAGGGAUGCCAUCCUGAGCCGAAAAUUUGAUCAGGUGAGGGUCAACAUUGCAAAUGGAGAUAUGGUUGGCCAUACAGGAGACAUUGAGGCAACUAUAGUUGGAUGCAAGGCAGCCGAUGAGGCUGUUAAGAUCAUCCUCGAUGCAAUUGAGCAAGUGGGUGGCAUCUUCGUACUCACCGCCGACCAUGGCAACGCCGAGGACAUGGCGAAGAGAGAUAAAUCUGGAAAACCACUCCUUGACAAGGACGGGAAGGUCCAGACCCUUACUUCACACACGCUGAAUCCGGUUCCAAUCGCCAUAGGAGGACCUGGGCUUGCCCCUGGGGUCAGGUUCCGGACGGACCUCCCAAACGCCGGCCUCGCUAAUGUUGCGGCGACCGUCAUGAACCUUCAUGGAUUCCAGGCCCCUGAUCACUAUGAGCCAACACUCAUCGAGGUCGUCGAUAAGUGAUGGUCCCAGUCUUUUGCAGCUAUAGCUCUCCCAGUCUCAAUAAUUCAUCUGCCGUCGCUUGCGAGUGGUUCAAGCGUCAGUCUGUCCCUCUGAUUCAUGUAUAGUUGACAGUCUGUUGAGAGAUGUAUCAUGUAUGCGCUAACUGUUUCGAUCGACAAUAAAAUUUGCUACACGAGAAGUAGUUGUUCCAAAU